Messenger RNA from Pelodiscus sinensis (Chinese soft-shelled turtle), 1242 nucleotides. The record is from RefSeq and is a predicted model, not a curated record. NCBI's taxonomy places the organism in Eukaryota, Metazoa, Chordata, Testudines, Trionychidae.
UAUUUCCAGUGACAUCAUUCCGUUAUUACAAAGAUCUCUACUUCCUGUUUCAUUGUCCUAGGGUCUUUGCGGCACGUGUACUUCCGGUUCCCCUAAUUUGCGCUGCUAUCUUCGGAACAGACUCCUUCCUGGGCCUGUCCCGCCGGCAUGUCUCGGCCCCCGGAGCCGCGCCAAGACGCUGCGCCUCCCUCCAAGCUGCCGUUCGGGUCCUGCUGGAGCUGCCGCAUCCUGUCCGGCUCGGCGCUGGUCGGAGCCGGCUUCUGGGUCUACCUGGGAGCGCGCAGGGUCCUGUCCCGGGGCUACGCCCCCUCCCCAUGGAACAUCGUCCAGCUCACCUUCGCCGUCAGUCUCGCCUGUUGGGGCAUAGUCAUCAUAGUUGAUCCAGUUGGGAAAAAGAAGUAGUAUCUGUGAUGAGGCAGGACAAGAUGCGGCUGCUGCUUCCACCAGAACUGAUUAAGUCAAGGGAUGUGCAUGUGGGACAAGAAUAUGAAUGCAAGAGAUGACUGUUUGCUUUUUAUUAUGAAAACCAGCCAAUGGUAACCUGAGAGAGAAGAGGCCCAUCCCAGCUCCUGCUUAUGGGAUGAGCCAUGACUAUAUUUCUCCCCUUGCAUGACUUGCCCUAUUCCUUGAAGGUCCAGUUCUAAUUUGAACCCCCCUCCCACACACACACUUUGGCUCUAGAUAGGCUCAUCUCUUCCACCCAUCAGUCUGCUUCUCUAGAACCAGUAUCUUUACAAAUAGUCUUCUUUCCAGAGCUCUGCUGAAUGCAUUUUGUCUCUUAUUCCCCCACUUCUCUAUUGGGAUGGGGGAGGCAGCUUUGGAGGAGAAAAAUGUUCAUAAAAGGACAAAUUCAAACCAAUAUAUUCUGUGUGUGAAAUGUCCUGUGUCUUUUGUCCAAGAAGGGCCUGGUCCUGUGGGGGCCCAGAUUCACAGCAGGGAGAGAAGCAGGAACUGUAUUUCAAUCUAUGCUAGGAAGCAGUGACUCAAAAAUGGGGGGUAGAAGGGAUAAUCAACUGAACAGAAGCUCCUACUAUAAUACUUUAGCCAAAAGAGCUAAUGUAAUCCUUGGCUGUAUGAUUAGGAGAAUCUCAUGUCAAAAGAGAGGCUUUAUUCCCCCUGUAGCUGCCACUGCUAUUAGAAUACAGUACCCAUUUUUGCAGUCCAUGGUUCAGAAAGCACAUGAAUAAGCUGGAGAAGAACCACACCAAUGAUUAAAGGAUUAGAAACCCUGCCUUGCAGUUA